AUGCAUCAGAUCGACCUUUUGACCAAGAGGAUCAUCGGGAAUGACUCCCUGUCCUUGACACGCAGGAUGAGCUGGUGGAAGCAAUCCACGUGCUCGAAGGUGGUCUUGUCGGUGACCGAGAAGACGAUGGGGAAGCCGCCGCCUGUGCGCAGGUACAGCUCCCGGAAGGCGCUGACCUUCACCUCCCGCCGGGCCGGGUCCAGAACGUCCAAGAUGGCCCAUUGA
This is a messenger RNA of Rangifer tarandus platyrhynchus (Svalbard reindeer), 225 nucleotides long. The record is from the annotation of a GenBank genome assembly. Lineage: Eukaryota; Metazoa; Chordata; Mammalia; Artiodactyla; Cervidae.